Pyrgilauda ruficollis (rufous-necked snowfinch) is the source of this 687-nucleotide messenger RNA. It is a transcript of the gene DNAJC5B, whose product is annotated as DnaJ heat shock protein family (Hsp40) member C5 beta. The record is from RefSeq and is a predicted model, not a curated record. Lineage: Eukaryota; Metazoa; Chordata; Aves; Passeriformes; Passeridae. Bases 97 to 687 code for a protein of 196 amino acids. The transcript is spliced from 5 exons.
GGACAUCAAGGUAUUGAACUCAUAAUGUUGUGAGUUUAUACAUGCCAGACUGUGUGCCACCACUUUCUGAAGCAGCUUUGGUAAUGCACUGCAAUAAUGGCUGAACAAAGGCAACGUGCUUUGUCAACAUCAGGUGAAGCAUUAUACAAAAUCCUGGCACUAGAGAAGGGAGCAACACAUGAUGAGAUUAAGAAGUCCUACAGAAAACUGGCUCUGAAAUACCAUCCUGACAAGAAUCCAGACAAUCCAGAGGCUGCAGAAAAAUUUAAAGAGAUCAACAAUGCUCAUGCAACCCUGACUGACCUGUCCAAGCGAAACAUAUAUGACAAGUAUGGAUCAUUAGGGCUCUACGUGGCGGAACAGUUUGGUGAGGAAAAUGUUAACACCUACUUCAUGCUCUCAAGCUGGUGGGCAAAGGGCCUGUUUGCAGUCUGUGGUUUGCUGACUGGCUGCUACCUCUGCUGCUGCCUCUGCUGCUGCUUCAACUGCUGCUGUGGAAAGUGCAAACCGAAGGCACCCGAGGGGGAGCAGCAGGAGUUUUGUGUGUCUCCAGAAGAUUUGGAAGAGCAAAUUAAGAACGACAUGGAAAGAGAUGGAGAAACUCCUAUUACGCUUCAGCCGACCAACGUCACCGAGAAGACACAACUGAUUGGGGACAGCCAUCGGAGCUAUCGCACAGAGUCCUAG